This is a messenger RNA of Miniopterus natalensis, 2345 nucleotides long. Lineage: Eukaryota; Metazoa; Chordata; Mammalia; Chiroptera; Miniopteridae. The record is from RefSeq and is a predicted model, not a curated record.
GUUGGGGAGAUCCAGCAGGACUGGGUGACCCCUGUCAUGCUGGGGAUCAGGGGACGGCAGAGUCAAGCCUGACUUCUUAGGACAAGUGAGGACAGUUACUACGCACGUGUCAUAGAUGAACAAAGCUCCACAUUCAUUGGGAAAUACAGGCACAGGAUUGAAAGCCACCACUAGCCAAGACGGUCAGUAGAAAUACAAAGGAGGAACCCGUGGACUAAGGAAUUGCAAUUAGAGUCUCGUUAAGGAAUUAAUUUAGGACAAAGACAUAAGGAUGAGACGCGGUCCCUUAGUAAACUUUAGAUUUUCCACUCAUGGGAGGCCCAUGUUCCCUCAGUGGGCUUUCCAAGGCACCACGUGGCGUUUUUACAUUUGCUUUUAACAAUAAUUAAAAGAAGCUGAGCGUGUUCCAGGAUAAAGGGCGCACACGUGCGUGAAGAGGAGUAAUCUCCAGGCCUCUGACCCCCAUCAUUAGCGGGGUGGGGCUGUAGCCAGGCCCUAGUUUGUACCCUGUAGAGUUUUGACUAAAGAAACCCCUUUUCUGAAGUGUUUGCGCUUCUCCUUGUGACUGGUCCCUUGGUUUCUUUGCCGUGUGGGAUGGUCUGACUGGUUGGACAGUGAUUUCCGCUGUGGGGUUUGCUAACUCCAGGUGCUUACUGUGUGCUGGGUGUUCCCUCCUUCACUGCAGAUGGUCCCCAUCCCUGCCGGCGUGUUUACAAUGGGCACGGAUGACCCUCAGAUCAAGCAGGACGGGGAGGCGCCUGCCAGGAGGGUCACCUUGGAUGCCUUUUACAUGGACGCCUAUGAAGUCAGUAACUCGGACUUUGAGAGGUUCGUGAACGCCACCGGCUACGUGACCGAGGCUGAGAAGUUCGGUGACUCCUUUGUCUUUGAGGGCAUGCUGAGUGAGCAGGUGAAGGCCGGCAUCCAGCAGGCAGUCGCGGCUGCUCCCUGGUGGUUACCUGUGAAAGGCGCCAACUGGAGACACCCGGAGGGGCCCAACUCCACCGUCCUGCACAGGCCUGACCACCCGGUUUUGCACGUCUCCUGGAACGAUGCCGCGGCCUACUGUGCAUGGGCGGGGAAGCGCCUGCCCACGGAAGCUGAGUGGGAGUACAGCUGCCGGGGGGGCCUGCGUGACAGACUCUUCCCCUGGGGCAACAAACUGCAGCCGAAGGGCCAGCACUACGCCAACAUCUGGCAGGGCGAGUUUCCUGUGGCCAACACCGCUGAGGACGGCUUCCGAGGCACCGCACCCGUCGAUGCUUUUCCUCCCAAUGGUUACGGUCUGUACAACAUAGUGGGGAACGCCUGGGAGUGGACGUCGGACUGGUGGACCGUCCACCAUUCUGCGGAGGAAGCACUUAACCCUAAAGGGCCCCCGUCUGGGAAUGACCGGGUGAAGAAAGGAGGCUCCUACAUGUGCCACAAGUCCUACUGCUAUAGGUACCGAUGUGCGGCCAGGAGCCAGAACACCCCCGACAGCUCCGCCUCCAACCUGGGGUUCCGCUGCGCUGCCGACCGCCUGCCCGUUGUCAGCUGAGCCCGAGCAGAGCCUUCCCGAGGCCCAGAAGUCGUGUCUUACCAGCACUCGGCUUCCCUUGGCCCAAUGGGCUGCCCGUGUACAGAUGCCCAAGGGGGGUCGUACCUGCCCAACCACCAAAGGAACUGCCUUGCAAGGCCAGAUCACUGACCUGCAUCCCUCAUGUGCUCCGUGGGGUGCAGCGUGUCCAGGGACCAUUGCCAUGUUUCAUUUUGGGGGUCUUUGAAGGAACGGGGUGGAGGGAGCCCAGAGCCAGGCUUUGGGGCUGUGUUCUCUGGGGCUCUGUGCUGGGUUAGACCCUGAGACUGUCCCCAGUUCUCUGAGUCUGUUGGGAGUCUGUUGACUUCACAGGGAGUUUAUGACAGGCUAUUUUGAGCUAUUUUUUCCAUGUGUGACCCUUGCGUAAUUCUAAUCAUGUAAAUAAGAGUUCUCUCUCCUAGGGGCUGCUUUCAGGAAGGAUGGGGGGCCGUGAUGAGUCUAUAGUCACUCGCACUUUGUUUUCCAAGGAAAUGCGUGUCUUUCACGCUGUUACCGUGACUCCCACAGGGUGACGGUGGGCUGAGUUCAGCUUUCUGAACGCGCAGGAUGUCAGGGGGCUCUACUGAGCUUUAUCUUCUAAUGUUAAGUGCCUUGGUUCCGGGGGCAGUCGCAAGCUGUUAAAUCCCAGAUGGAGGGGAGGAGGAGCGGGAGCUGGGCGACUGCGUUCAGGGGCCUGCUUCUGUGAAGGGAAGCGAGGAUCCACCGGCUGAGGGUCAGGUGCCUGAGCCAGCGCGACGUGGAAUAAACUACCUGCCUUCCGCCUUCA